Messenger RNA from Gadus morhua (Atlantic cod), 5808 nucleotides. Its product is annotated as VPS10 domain-containing receptor SorCS1. The record is from RefSeq and is a predicted model, not a curated record. The transcript has 27 exons. Gene Ontology annotation, cellular component: Golgi apparatus; membrane. Bases 95 to 3760 code for a protein of 1221 amino acids. Gene Ontology annotation, molecular function: protein binding. Gene Ontology annotation, biological process: post-Golgi vesicle-mediated transport. Lineage: Eukaryota; Metazoa; Chordata; Actinopteri; Gadiformes; Gadidae.
GACUCCACUCGGUCGAGGCGAUGACACAGAACGGCGGCUCCACAGCGAAAUGUUCAUGUUCUCAACGCGAUUGACCCACGGCACUUGACGUAGAAUGGAGAAAAACUUAGUUUCCUGUCCGUAUUGGCCCGUUGCGAAGUGCGUUUUUCUAUUGGCGUUAACUUCCCUCGUGUGCGUAACGACAGCGGAGGCGAGAUGCUCCCCGCCGUGCCAACAGCAGCCGGACCUCCGGUCGAUGGAUGGGGAUCGGUACAGCGGUGAGUUUGUCGGAUUAAACGAAGGCGUAUCUGACGAAGGGGCUCCGGAGAGCGGUGAACGAGUCGACGGAGGUGGAUCGGUGGGAUUAAAAGAAAGUUCGUGGAGAGAGCAUCAGCAACAGUUAAGGCAAAAAGCAAUUUUUCCCGGAAAGGAAGCAUUCAAUGGCCAAGAGAAAGUUUAUCACUCGGGGGAGUCAACCCAUCGCAGAGUCCCACAUGGCGUCGAACACACGAACCGGGCGCAGGGGGAACACAACGCCGUGUCCGAAGAUGACCACACUGUGAUUACGCGUCGAAGAAAGCGCAGUGAAACUUGGUCCGAAUUGCAAUGGAAUAGUAAGGAAGACACGUCUUCGCUUUCGGGCCAGACUGAGUUUAAGCUGACGAGCACAUCAUUCGCCCUGACAGGGGACUCGGCCCAUAACCAAGCCAUGGUGCACUGGUCUGGACAGAACAGCAGCGUGAUUCUUAUGCUGACAAAAUACUUUGACUUCACCACAGGCAGAGUUACGGAGAGUUCUUUAUGGAGGUCCACCGACUAUGGAACUACCUACGAGAAGCUGAACGAGAGAGUGGGACUGAAGACGAUACUGAGCUACUUGUACGUUAGUCCAAACAACAAAAGAAAGAUCAUGCUGCUGACUGACCCCGAGGUGGAGAGCAGUCUGCUCAUUAGUGCUGACGAGGGGGCGUCCUACCGGAGACACAGCCUGGGCUUCGACAUCCUCAGCCUGCUCUUUCACCCCGAGCAGGAGGACUGGAUCCUGGCCUACAGCCACGAUCAGAAGCUUUAUGUGUCUGUCGAAUUUGGGAGAAGAUGGCAGCUUGUCCAUGACAACGUCGUCGCCAACAGAUUCUACUGGUCCCGACUGGGGUUGGAUAAAGAGCAAGGAAUGAUUCACCUGGAGAUCAGUGUAUCUGAUAGACGCUCCCAGUACAUUACAUGCAAGCUACAGAACUGCUCGGAAGGAAACAAGGGCAAGCCGUUCCCGGGAUUCAUCCGGCCCGACUCCUUGGUGGUUCAGGACCAGUACGUGUUCAUCCAGGUGCCGAUUGCGGGGCAGUCUGUCCACUAUGUGUCCUAUAAAAGGAACCCCUUCUACCCCAUGAAGCUGCCCAAGUACACACUGCCCAAGGACUUGCAGAUAAUCAGCACGGAUGACAACCAAGUUGUGACAGCUAUCCAGGACUGGCACCAGAACGACUCGUACAACCUGUACACGUCUGAGCAGGGAGGGCUGUUUUUCACCCUGGUGCUGGAGAAUGUGGUCAGCAGUGGUGGACCGGAGGGCAACGUCAUGAUAGACCUCUACGAGGUAGCUGGGAUUAAGGGAGUUUUCCUGUCAAAUAAAGUCGUUGACGGCCAAGUGAGAACUUACAUAACGUACAACAAGGGGAGGGACUGGCAGCUACUGCAGGCUCCUGCAAGAGAUCUCCAGGGAAACACGGUAUACUGUGAACAGCCAUUUUGUUCCUUGCACCUGCACCUCCAUGUGUCUGAGAACCCUUACACUUCAGGGAACAUUGUGAGCAAAGACUCAGCUCCAGGAAUUAUAAUUGCGUCAGGUGUGAUGGGCCCCGAAUUAACCAGCAAUAACGUCAGCAUUUUCAUUACGUCUGAUGCCGGGAACACAUGGAGAGAGGUGUUUGAGGAGGAAUACAGCGUCUUGUUUCUGAACCAGGGGGGUGCUCUGGUGGCCAUACGACACACUCCGCUGCCCAUAAGACAUAUCUGGCUGAGUUUUGAUGAGGGCCAGCGCUGGGAUCAGUACAGCUUCACCUCCUCCCCGCUCUACGUGGACGGGGUGCUGGGGGAGCCAGGGGAGGACACCCUAAUUAUGACAAUAUUCGGUCACUUCAGCCAUCGAUCUGAGUGGCAGCUGGUGAAGAUCGACUUCCGGUCCUUCUUCAGCCACCGCUGUCAGCCGGACGACUACCUGACCUGGCAGCUACACAACGAGGGGGAGGUCUGCAUCAUGGGCGUGAAGAGAACCUUCCAGAAAUUAAAAGGCAGCGCCCGGUGCGUGAAGACCAGGGACCAGCAGCGCGCCCGGGACUCAGUGCCAUGUCCGUGCACCGAGGCGGACUUUGAGUGCGACUACGGCUUCGAGAGGGGCACGGAUGGGAGCUGCUCGCCGACGUUCUGGUUUGUCCCGACAGCAGCGUCCCGAGACUGCCCCGUUACCACUGAGAGCUACCUCAACAGAACCGGGUACCGCAGGGCUUUGUCCAAUAAUUGCACGGUGGGAGGUGGGGCACGGCCGGGCCCCAGGCGACAGAGAUGCCCCAGCUCGGCCCCCAGGGGCCUGCAGCUGCUCACCAUGGAGCAGACCCUGGUGGCCCCGCUGGGAAACAACGUAACCCUCCUCGUCUUCCUUGAGGAGGGUGCGAGCGCCACCACUAGCAUAACGGUGGACUUUGGUGACGGCACGGCGGUGUCUUACGCCAACACCAGCUCCAUCGAGGAUGGGAUCCGCCACAUGUACAACAGAGUUGGCAUCUACCACGUCUCGGCAAUGGCUCGCAACCACCUGGGGUCGGACCGGGUCACCCUGUUCCUACACGUCUCCUGUGAGCUGGAGCGGGUCCGGCUCCUGGCUCCCCCGGUGGCCCUGAAGAACCGAGCGGUGAACCUGUCCACGGUGCUGGAGCCCGGGAACGUGGGGGCCGUCACCUACUACUGGUGGCUGGAUAACAAGACGGAGCCCGUGGUGACCCUAGAUGCGGGGAUCUCGUGUUCCUUCUCCAGGGAGGGCCUCCACAACGUGGUGGUGCAGGCGUCCGCGGGCAACACCGUCCAUCAGGACCAGGGAACCGUGGCGGUGUACGAGUCUUUCCGGUCGAAUGUCCUGGCCUUCUCCCCAUACCUGGACGAACUGAACCCCGGGGUGGCGGAGUGGAGAGAGGACAUUAGCCGGGUGGUCAAGACCUCGGUGAUCCAGGCCACGGGGAUCAGAAGGGAGCAGGUCCUGGUGUCCGUGUUCCCUGGACUCCCUACGGCUGCGGAGGUCUUCAUCGUACCCGGAGACGGAAGCGGGGAGGGCAAGUCAGCCCAUCUGGAUCAGCUCUUCCAGGUCCUGAUGAGUGCUCUGAACCAGGACCUGAUCAAGUUCAGCCUGAGGCCGGGGGUCCUGAUCAACGUGUACGCCACGCGCUUCUCCCCCGCGCCCCUAGUGGACCUCAGUGAGAGUGGCAUCUACAAUCACCAUCACAGCGGUGCGGCAGUCAUCAUGCUGGUGUCCAUCGCUCUGAUGUGCCUGGUCGUCUUCGCCAUAUACAAGUUCAAAAGGAAGUCCCCGCGCGGCGACGCCUACACGGUGGAGCAGCCGGAGAAGGAACAGGAAGUGAUUCCCACGGUGACUUCUAUGGUGGUUGCUGACGUCCAGGGCGGCGCGAUGGCAUCACUAGAGCGCCUCGACGUGAAGAUGGACUCCCCGCGCCGAGGCUACCUGCCUUCCCGAACAGACAUCAAACUCUUGGAGGCAGCGCCCCAUGUGUCUUAACGCUGGGAGUCUAUGGCCAAGUGGAAGAGCAAUACGUCUUCUUUGGCAGUCGGCUUUUUCCGUGGCUGAAACACAGACUAUGAAAUGGCCCGGCCUCGGUGAAUACUCCCGGGUUCGUUUCCUUCUUUUUUUUCUCCGCCGCUCGUGCGUGGAUAGACAAGCGCUCACCACGCUGCCCGCUACACCAUGGCGGAGGGAGAAGAUGUGUACAGAUUUAUAUGCCAAUAUGCCCCUCAAAAAUAAACAAUGCGCUUUUUUUUUCUCCUCUGACUCAAAGCACUUGUAUUUUUGGAAGGAACUCUUGCGAUUUUUAUGUAAAUAUCGUAUGUAUAUUGCUGCAACGUGUGAGUGUGUUUUUUUUUCAGAUUGUUUUAUCUUGUCUGAGAUCUGUGCCAUGCGUCUGUGUCGGUCUGUCCAUGUGUCUGCAAUAGAGCUAGGAUCUAAUAUAUAUGAAAACAGUGGGGAAAGAAACAUGACACUGCUGUACAAUAAUAUCAUUUUGAAUGAUGGUUAUCGAACAGAUCUGGGGCCUGGUGUUGGUGCAGUGGGGAGCCCACAGGACUUGGUGGCAGUGUGUGAAAUUACACACGACUAUGAGACAAACUCGCUUCUUUAUUAUGUCUACCCACAAUCUGUGGAUCUUAUCACGAGAUGAAUCAAAUUACCAUCCGGGAGGGUACCACAUCUGUGUUCUUAUCCAACACAAAAUAUAGGGGUUUAUUAGAGGGAUAUGUCAUGUCCUGGUUUGGGGGACUUGGAGCCGACUGAAUGAAAAAGAGUACAAUUUAAAUUGGCACUCAAAUCCACAACCUGACAAAUUAAUUGAAGAAACAAAUGAUGCCAAAAUGAAUCCCGUAGAUACACGUCUCCCUUUCUCCUCCAUCUCCUUGCACAUUCGCUGUUUGGAGGUAGAUUAUACAUUUGUAUGUGAUGUGUGCAUGCAAUGAAACAAAACAGGCAUCAGCCACAUAAAAUCACAUCAUUCAGCUCAUAGAAAAUAAAGAUUUCUUUAUCUAUAACACAAGUGCAGUGCAUUCAAGGGUACUAACUUGUCAAAGUACUGGCACAGUACUGAACUGAAGGGGAAGGUAAAUAGAAUAAAAAAUACCAAUAUGUUUUACAACUUUGUUGAUUGCGGCUUCUGCCAUUACCUGGGCUUUGCUUUGCUUCCAGAACAUAUUGCUAGACGGCUGCUACAUUUUGUAUUUACUCCUCUCCUCGGUUUAACUGUACGUGUUCAUACGAGAAGACGUUGCUUUCAUUUGAUCCAGGUCUCCCCCUCAAAGGACUCUAGCCGAGGGAGUGAGAGAGGUGAGAGGGAGGAGAGGUGGGUGGUGGGGGAGGCGAAAGGGCUGCAAUAGUGUCGGUCUAGUUGGCUGCAAGGGACAGAGAUACCGAAGACAUAUCUGCUGUCAGCAAGGGGGUCUCUGCCUACGCAUAGAGCCGCGGUCCGCGUCUUGUCUCUCCGGGAUAAGCAACUGAACUGCUCUCUCCUUCAGCGCAAACUGAGUUUUCUUCUUCUUCCUCUUGUGUUCCGAUUGUUGUGCCCGUCCACUGGCGUGUCAGACAGACGCAUUGAUUGGAAAACUUUUUCUAUUGCCUACGUCCCUCUUCUGUCGGUCGUGGGUGGACUGGCCCGCGGCAUGGAAUAGACCCCCACACCCCCGAUGCUGCGGACUCUCUCAAGACCGACACUGGAGGAUGGGUUGCUGUUGAUGUUUUUUUUAAAUCCUGUGGUUGGUUAUUUAUAUGGAACCUGUUUGGGCUUCAUGUGCUAAGGUUCUUAAAUACGCAACGUGUGGAUAUAUAAAAACUGUACAUUUCUGCAUGAAGAUUUUUUCCGCUCUGUUGGUCUCCUUAAUGAGAGUCUUGAUUGGAUGUGAAACGCUAGACCUGUGAACUAUACCACAGUUUUCUGGGGGAUAGGCGAGACAUUUGUUAAUAUGAUUAUUAUUGAUGUGCUUCAUUCUGUGUGUUACGUUGACUUUGGUUUUAUUGCUCACGAAAUCACAGAGGUUUUCAGAAUAAAAGCAGUAACCUUAAUUUUA